UAGGAUAUCCACAGAAAAAGAAAACAAAAGAAGACACACAUUCUCCAGUCUCUCUCUCUCACGCACACACAAAUAGUCUACAUUUAGGCCGCUCAGAUUUUUUUCCUCUCCUCUUAGGUUUAGGCAAAUGUGGAAAACUGAGGAUAAAAGAGCGAUUGGUUUUGCUAUAAAAGGGAAAGUGGACUUUCCUUUCUUGACAUGGGGCUUCUGUUCCCAAUUCUUCCCUCCCUCUCUCUAAUUGGUGGCUUCUUUUGAUAUUUUCGAUUCCAUAUAGGAUAUAUUUUUUUCUUGUUUGGAAGCUGGUGUUGUGCGUGAGGAGUUGAGCUCAACAGUGGUGUUAAGCUAAGAGUACAACUGUUUCUUACUCAGCGCACGAAACAAAGAACAUCUCCUGCAGCUCCUCACCCUCUCACUCCAGUACCCAAUAAGGGUUGCUUUUUGCUCACUUAAUCCUCCUCCUGAUUUCCUUGGAAAAAAAUUGCACCUGCCGGCGACCACACCGACCACUUUUUGCGCCUCUUUCCUGUGCCCGUUUCUAUUUAAUACUCUCUUUUCCCAUUGCUGCAUAAAAUUAUUUGCCAAACCCACCUGCUCGUGGUACCACACUACUAUUGCAACAUCUUUGAUGUUCUUUUCCCUCUGGGUGUAAUUAUCAAGGCGAUCGAAAAGAAAAAAUGGCGAGAGAGAAGAUCAAAAUCAAGAAAAUCGAUAACAUCACGGCGAGGCAGGUGACCUUCUCCAAGAGGAGACGAGGGCUUUUCAAGAAAGCUGAAGAGCUUGCUGUUUUGUGCGAUGCUGAUGUUGCCCUCAUAAUCUUCUCAGCCACUGGCAAGCUCUUCGAGUUCGCUAGCUCAAGCAUGAGUGAUAUCCUUGGAAAGUACAAGUUACAUUCAAGUAACCUCGAGAAGACUGAGCAACCAUCGCUUGAGCUUCAGCUAGAGAAUAGUUGCCAUGUUAGAUUGAGCAAGGAAGUUGCUGACAGGACUCAUCAGCUAAGGCAAAUGAAGGGUGAGGACCUUCAAGGGUUAAAGAUAGAGGAGCUGCAGCAGUUAGAAAAAGUGCUGGAAGCAGGACUAACCCGUGUGCUUCAAACGAAGGGUGAACGCAUCAUGAAUGAGAUCAAUGCCCUUCAAAAGAAGGGUGCAGAACUGUUUGAAGAAAAUAAGCAACUGAAGCAAAAAAUGGCAAUGCUUUAUGAAGGGAAGAGGCCAGUGAUUCCAGACUUGGAUAAGGAUAUGCUGAUUGAAGAAGGCCAAUCUUCAGAGUCCAUUACCAAUGUUUGCAGCUGCAACAGUGGCCCUCCUCCGGAGGAUGACUGCUCAGAUACAUCACUCAAACUAGGGCUACCCUUUAACUAGCCGACGGUGCACAGCUUAUGGAGACCUACCUUUAAAAACUACUAGUAAACAUGGAUCAAGAAAUGGAGCUCUCUCCAUCUAUAUGUCUAUAUGUUACCAAGAUAGUGGUAAGCCUAUGAAGUAUUACUCCUGUCAUAAAUUAAGAGUCUGCUGUGUAUGGCUCGAUUGCCUCCAAAGCCCUAAGGUGCAGUAAAAAAGCUCGUGUUGCUUGCACCUGCUUCAACCAGAAUCAAGAUUUGUACUCUUUUGUAUGAACUUGCUUCCGGGCUUCAGCUGAAAAGUUAAUCCUAAUAAUAUGAAAUGCUGCUGGUAGAACUAUUUAUCUAGAGAUGACAUGAAACAACUACUGCAGUGAAAGGCUACUGGUCCUUUUUUCUUAAACCAGGAAUUAAUAUAUUUCCUAGCUUGCCUGGAUUCCACC
Molecule: messenger RNA, 1779 nt
Organism: Coffea arabica (coffee)
Lineage: Eukaryota; Viridiplantae; Streptophyta; Magnoliopsida; Gentianales; Rubiaceae
Source: RefSeq, a predicted model, not a curated record